AAGAGAGCCUAGAACGUUGACCCAGAAUUCAUAAAUUCCGUGUGGGUCACCUUACUUUUUGUCCAAGUUCAAGUGUGUUCCUUGAAGAGUUGAAGGUUUCUUAUAAAUGAGUGAUUGUUGUUCCUUUAUUAUAGAUCUUGCUUCCAUUUUAUACAAUUUUCUCUCUUCGAAUUCCAGGUAUCACUUCUAGCAACUCACUCUGUUAUUUUCAUUGGAUUAAAAGAUUUAUAGUCACCCAGAAAGUCAAAACCUUUGUUUUAUUUGUUGUAUUGUUAGUUUAUCCUUCUGGUAGAUGUUUGUGAUUGACUUUUGUUCCACUUAGCUGGUAGAUUUUGCUGUGUACCUUGAAAUUUUCUAGAUUUACAAUACAAAACAAAUUUUCUUCCAUACCCACAAGCUGUUUGAUCUAUUGUCUGAGAGAAAUUAGUCAAAACCCUGUUUUUCUUUUAGUUUUAGUUUUUGUGAUGUAUCCUGUGCUUGUUGAUCCUGAAUUAGAAAGCCUAAGCUAUGAAUUCAAAUACAAUCCUGAGUUGCUUUCAAACUUUUUCACACAUCAAGACUUUGGAAAUGGGAUUAGUUUAGGUGAGAUCUUUGAAAAUAAUACUUUGGUUGAUCAAAAACCUCAAUCUGUUGAGUUCAAUGAGAGUUGCAUAAGUUCAGAUUCCUUAGAUGCACCUGAUUUUUCUGAUGCUUGUCUUAAAUUUUUGAGUGAUAUUCUUCUGGAAGAGAAUUUGGAUGAGAUUCCUGCUUCUGUACAAGAUGUCAGGGCUCUCGAAGCGACUGAGAAAUCUUUGUAUGAUGCUCUAGGAGAGGAAUACUCACCUUCUGAUGACCUUACAUCAUUUUUAGAUCAAAGUAUUGAAAACCCGGAUGUUAGUUUUGAGAGGAGUUGGGAUAGUAGUUACCGAUUUGAGGGUUAUUCCAAUGGUGACACUGCUAUUGAGUCGAACUUGGGAAUGAAUCAAACACCAUCUGAGCCUAUUAUAAGCUUGAGUGAUCUUUCUCAUCCUCUGUUGAAACAAAAUUCCCAAUCUUCGGGGUCAAGCAAUAGUGAUGAUUGUGCAGACGGGGUAGCGACCUCCCCUGCUAGCACGCUUACAUCAGUACCCUUGGAAAGAGAAGAUAAAGUGGUGAGUCGGUCGAGGAGAAAGAAGAACCAUAAGAGAGAUGAUGGUGCUUAUGGAGGAGGAAGAAGUAAUAAGCAGCAAGCUUCUACUAAUGAAGAUUAUGUUGAGAUGGAACAGUACGAUGAUAUACUUCUAUGCAGGGAAGAUUUAAAUGAUCUCUCCUUAUGUGAUAAAGAAUCCUCCGCUAACGGAAUUAGCAAGAAGUUGCAGGGAAAAGGGUCCAAGGGUAAAACAACUCGUGGUAAGAAGCAGAAUAAUGUAGUGGAAGAGGUGGAUCUGAGGACCCUUCUCAAUCACUGUGCUCAAGCAGUUUCAAGCUUUGAUCUUAGAGUUGCAAAUGAGAGGCUUAAGCAAAUAAGGCAGCAUUCUUCACCUUAUGGUGAUAGCAUCCAGAGGCUUGCUCAUUAUUUUGCUAAUGGUCUUGAGGCACGCUUAGCUGGCACUGGUUCAACAAUAUCUGGUAAUAUUGUUGAUGCACGUAUUUCAUCAUCAGACUUCUUGAAAGCUUACAGGACAUAUGUUUCUGCAAUUCCUUGCAAAAGGAUGUCAUUUUUUAUGGCGAACAAUAAAAUCUUGAAGUUGGCUGAGAAAGCAACAAAAAUCCACAUUAUCGAUUUUGGUGUGUUGUUGGGUUUGCAAUGGCCCUGCCUCAUACAGAAUCUUGCAAAGAGACCUGGCGGCCCGGUUAAACUUCGGAUUACUGGAAUAGACUACCCCCAGCAAGGAUUUCGACCAGCAGAAAGGGUUGAGGCAACAGGGCGUCGUUUGGCAGGUUAUUGUGACAGAUUUAACGUGCCUUUUCAGUAUCAGGCCAUUGCACAGAAGUGGGACAGCAUACGGCCAGAGGAUGUAAAAAUCGAGGGCGAUGAGCUGGUAAUUGUCAACUGUAUGUUCCGCUCUGGAACUUUACUUGAUGAAACAGUUGAAGCAGACAGUCAAAAGGAUGGUUUCUUAAGGUUAAUCAAGCAGCUAAAUCCCAGUCUUUUCAUUCACGGAAUUAUGAAUGGGACGUUCAAUGCUCCAUUUUUCGUCACUCGUUUCAAAGAGGCAAUAUUCCACUACUCUGCUAUGUUUGAUGUUUUUGAAGAAACUAUUCCGCGUGAAGAUCAUGGAAGGCUGCUGAUUGAAAGUGAAUUAUGUGGAAAAGAAAGUUUAAAUGUCAUAGCAUGUGAGGGCAAUGAAAGGAUUCAAAGACCUGAAACAUACAAGCAGUGGCAGGUGAGAACAAGACGAGCCGGAUUCAAGCAGCUCUCAUUAGACAGGGAGCUUUUGGGUAGAACAAAAGCCAUGGUGAAAGCUAAUUACCACAAGGAUUUUGUGGUAGAUGAAGAUAGAAAUUGGAUGCUGCAAGGUUGGAAAGGAAGAACCCUUUGUGCUCUUUCCAUUUGGCAACCUUGCUAACAACAAAGUGGAGGUACUUUGUUGCAUAUGUUUAUGUAAACUUUAGCCUUACUUCCCCCCAUCCCCUCUUCAAUUUUUGUAAUAUGGUGUUCUUUAAUUUUGUGGUUAAGACUAUUUUUAUUGUUUGCGUUUUUCGGGA
Messenger RNA from Beta vulgaris subsp. vulgaris (sugar beet), 2667 nucleotides. RefSeq names its product scarecrow-like protein 34. Lineage: Eukaryota; Viridiplantae; Streptophyta; Magnoliopsida; Caryophyllales; Amaranthaceae. Gene Ontology annotation, cellular component: nucleus. The record is from RefSeq and is a predicted model, not a curated record. Bases 465 to 2528 code for a protein of 687 amino acids. Gene Ontology annotation, molecular function: DNA-binding transcription factor activity; sequence-specific DNA binding. Gene Ontology annotation, biological process: regulation of DNA-templated transcription. The transcript is spliced from 2 exons.